Molecule: messenger RNA, 1629 nt
Organism: Cyclocybe aegerita
Lineage: Eukaryota; Fungi; Basidiomycota; Agaricomycetes; Agaricales; Hemipholiotaceae
Source: the annotation of a GenBank genome assembly
AUGUCCCACCCGCCCUCAGUGUCGGACAAGUACUCUCUCCCAGCUUCCCCAGCGGCAUGGGGUACACCGUUGCUAAUGUCCAUGAGCGAACCCGACGACGAUCUGCACAACCCUGAUCCACGUCGAGACAAAAACUCUGACAGAGGUGGAAGCAUAUUCACUGUUCGUGGUCUGGAAAACCUAGGCUGUUUGCUGAUCCUGGCUGCAGGAUUCGUGAUGCUUUUUGCCGGCUAUCCUAUCUUGACAUACUUGACGAGCAUGAAGUUCACCAACCAGGGUGGAUUUAACCUGGGCGGUACCAACGCAUCAGGACAAAUACCUGACCUUCCAGGAAAUUUCGGCCUGAUCGACCGGGACACACCCAAGGACGCCUAUACGUACAAGUCCACGAUGGACGAUGAAGAGCUGGUACUCGUCUUCUCCGACGAAUUUAACACCGACGGAAGGACCUUCUAUCCUGGCGAUGAUCCAUUUUGGGAAGCUGUUGACCUGCAUUACUGGGGCACUUCCAACCUGGAGUGGUACGACCCUUCUCAAGCAACAACGAAGGACGGCAAUUUGGUGUUUAGAUUGGAUCGCUUCGAAGAUACAUCAAUUAAUCAUGACAUGACCUAUCGAUCCGGAAUGAUCCAAAGCUGGAACAAAUUCUGUUUCACUGGAGGACUCAUUGUCGCGAGUGUCCAACUCCCCGGCUCCAAUGAUAUUAGGUGGGUUUUUGAGAACCCAUAUGGACGCGCUGGAUAUGGCGCAACUCUCGAGGGCACAUGGCCAUAUACAUACGAAGCUUGUGACGUCGGCACACUUCCUAAUCAAACCUAUCCUGGAGAGCGACGACCCAUAGCUGCUUUGGAAAACGGCGAUGGAAAGGCGAACGGCGAAUUGUCUUAUUUGCCUGGCCAACGCCUUUCUGCCUGUACCUGCCCUGGAGAAUCACAUCCGGGUCCUAUUCGAAAGAACGGCGAGUAUGUUGGCCGCUCGGCACCCGAAAUCGACAUGUUCGAGGCUACUGUUACCCAUGGCGUAGGCCAUGUGUCGCUCUCCGCGCAGUUUGCGCCUUUCAACGCCCGGUAUGCAUAUGUCUACAAUAACGAUACCACUAAGUUCCACGACCCCGAGCGAACCCUCAAGAACACGGCAGGUCGAUACCAACAAGCGGUGAGCGGCCUCGGUUACACGAACCCUAAUUGCUACCAGUAUCCCGGGACUUGCUUCGCUCUCUAUGGAUUUGAGUACAAACCUGGCUUCGACGACGCGUAUGUCACUUGGAUCAACGAAGUAACUGCUUGGACAAUAUACGCCUCGGCUUUCGUGGAUGACCCCUUGGUGGAAAUUUCCAGUCGGCCAAUCCCACGAGAACCUAUGUACAUUAUCGCCAAUCUGGGGAUAUCAGAGGACUUCAGCGUCAUAGACACUGCGAACCUCCAGAUACCUGGCAUCAUGCUCGUGGACUACAUCAGGGUAUACCAACGCCAGGGGGAAAUCAACAUCGGAUGCGACCCGAAAGAUUUCCCGACAGCGAAGUACAUAGAAACAUACAAGGGGGCAUAUACUAACCCCAACAUUACUAUUUGGUCCGACUUCGGGCAACCUUGGCCGAAGAACAGACUGAUGCCUGGCGGGUGCGACUAA